Molecule: messenger RNA, 1497 nt
Organism: Pteronotus mesoamericanus
Lineage: Eukaryota; Metazoa; Chordata; Mammalia; Chiroptera; Mormoopidae
Gene: CLDN18
Product: claudin 18
Exons: 5
Coding region: 76-861 (261 amino acids)
Biological process (GO): cell adhesion; bicellular tight junction assembly
Cellular component (GO): plasma membrane; bicellular tight junction
Molecular function (GO): structural molecule activity
Source: RefSeq, a predicted model, not a curated record
UAGGACCACACCUUCCACAGGAGGAAGGUGGCAGCUGGUCCCAAGGCGGCAGCCACUGUGCCAGAGGCAAAAGCUAUGUCCACCACCACAUACCAAGUGGUGGGCUUCCUCCUGUCCAUCCUGGGCCUGGUGGGCUGCAUUGCUGCCACAGGGAUGGACACGUGGAGCACCCAAGACCUGUACGACAACCCGGUCACUUCUGUGUUCCAGUUUGAGGGGCUCUGGCAGAGCUGCGUGAGGCAGAGCUCAGGGUUCACCGAAUGCCGGCCCUACUUCACCAUUUUGGGCCUUCCAGCCAUGCUGCAGGCAGUGCGAGCCCUGAUGAUUGUGGGCAUCAUCCUGGGUGCUAUCGGCCUCCUGGUGUCCAUCUUUGCCCUCAAGUGCAUCCGCAUUGGCAACAUGGAGGACUCUGCCAAAGCCAAAAUGACACUGACCUCUGGAAUUAUGUUUAUUAUCUCAGGACUUUGUGCAAUCAGUGGAGUAUCUGUGUUUGCCAACAUGCUGGUUACCAACUUCUGGAUGUCUACAGCCAACAUGUACACCGGCCUGGGUGGGAUGGUACAGACUGUUCAAACCAGGUACACCUUUGGUUCGGCUCUGUUCGUGGGCUGGGUCGCUGGAGGCCUCACGCUCAUUGGGGGCGUGAUGAUGUGUAUCGCCUGUCGAGGCCUGGUGCCCGAAGACAGCAACUACAAAGCUGUGUCUUACCGUGCCUCAGGCCACAACGUUGGCUACAGGACGGACGGCUUCAAGGCUAGCACUGGCUUUGGGCCCAACACCAAAAACAAGAAGAUAUACGAUGGGGGUGCCCACACAGAGGAUGAGGGACAAUCUCAUCCUUCCAAGUAUGACUACGUGUAGCACUCUAAGACACCUCAGCAUGGGCGAAAGAAAACCCCAGUUAGAGCUCACCCAAAAAACAAGGACAUUUUACCUUGAUUCCUGAUUGCUUUUGACUCUCCGAUGAAGUUAGAAAAAACUUGAUUUCACCUGUGGUCAGGCCAGAUGGUCUUAGCCAAAUGUCCUGUCUGUAAAUGUCCCAUCACAAAACUGCUGAGUUAUCAGAUAUGCUUUAGACUGAGGCUAUAGCUCACAUUUUGCAAUCCUCUUUUUUGUUAAUAUAACCUUCCUAAUCUGAUGAUAGAAUGUGGUUUGAAUUCCUAUCAGACACUUGAAUGAUUUAGAUAGACUCUUCCUCCUCCUUCUAGCCAAUAGCCCAUUGAUUAUCUAUUUCUCAACUCAUCCCCCAGAACAAUUCUGAAAGGAAAAAAAGAGAGUCAGUCAAAGGACAUCAUUUCCUGCUAUUUGAUUUUUGCCUCCCCUCCCCCCAACUUGGCUACUAAUAAACACUGGCUGAAGAAGAGGUGAGGGGGGAAAUAAGUUUGUAAUGUCUCUAGCUCAUUGUCCGAAUUUUCUUCUGCUAUGAUCUUAAAUGUCACCUGGACGAAAGUGAUUUCAGUUUCAGUAAACCAAGCCUUUCUGUAUUUUUGCAUUGGU